Ectocarpus siliculosus is the source of this 3651-nucleotide messenger RNA. Lineage: Eukaryota; Phaeophyceae; Ectocarpales; Ectocarpaceae. The record is from the annotation of a GenBank genome assembly.
AUGGACAGCGGCGAUUUGCUGGGCGUCGCCAUCCUCACCAAGUCCGAGGAUGACGUUCGCCGGAUGAUCGGGAAACCCGGCUUCAGGCGCCACAGCUUGAACCAAGUCCUGCGGUCGGGCGACCACACCCCUCUCGGGUUGGCCACCUCCGCCGGUCGCCUGGGCAUGGUCAAGCUCCUGAUCGACGCGGGAGCGGAUCCGCUGGCCUACUGCGAUGGAGACAACUGCAUCCACGUAGCCGCUAGGUACGGACACCCAAAGAUCGUGUCGGAGCUGAUCAGGAGAGGGGUCAGUGUAGAGGUUAGCACGUUGGACCAGCGUCGGCCCCUCUUCAUCGCGGCGCAGCAGAGUUCCGUCGAGACUGUCCAGGUGUUGAUUGAGGCAGGAGCGGACAUCGAGUUUCGGCACGAGGGCUUCUUCACCGCCCUGUUCAUGGCCGCCCAGUCAGGACGAACCGGCGUUGCCAUCGAGCUCAUCAAGAGCGGCGCAUACACGGGGCCCCAGGGGAGGCACCGCUGGACCCCCCUCAUGCAGAGCGCCCACAGGGGCUACCUGGAGAUCGCCAAGGCUCUCCUCGAGCACCAGUGUCCCCCGGACUCGCGCAACGAGCAGGGCUGCACCGCCCUCCACCUCGCCGCCUCGGCCAACCAGGCCGGCCUCAUGAAGCUCCUGCUCGACUACGGCGCGGACCGCGACCUGGAGACGGUCGAGGGGGCCACGCCGCUGCAGUGGGCGGUCAAAGAGAGCCAGAUGGAGGCGGCCGUUCUCCUGACAACCUACAGGCCGUCCCCCGUGCGGCGGCCCCCGGACAGCCUGCACCUCUGCGUCCUCCGAAACGACUUCGGGGCCGCGCGAGACUUGCUCAGCAGGGGGGCUCCGCCAGAUCACGCUGACAGAGACGGGGUUACCCCCCUCCAGAGCGCGGUCCUUAUCGCGUCGCCGAGGAUGGUCGAGGUUAUGCUGCGCGGGGGCGCCGACGAAUCGGCAGCGCUGCCAGCGGCCCGCGCGGGGGGCAAGGCCGGCGUGACCCCGCUGGCCCUGUCCUCCGCGAGACUGUCGGGACGACGGCAGGAGUGCGCCGACGCCCGUGUCGCGAGGGCCAGGGUGCGCGUGCGGGACGCCCUGCUGAGGGUGGGCGCGGUUCGCGCGGGGUGUUGGCGGUGGCCGGAGCUGCUGGAGGUGCUGCCCGUAGCGAGCGGUGAAGAGGUGGCGACGGGGAGCGCGUUAUCGUCGGCGGGAAGAGCGGUCCAGGGAAAGAAGGGGGUCGGUUCUGGUGAUGGUUUGGGGGCGUCUUUGGGCAGGGGGAGAGUACCGGGCGCUGGGCUGGUUCGGCUUGGGAACCGUGACAGAAGCAAGAGAGUAGCGCUGAUGACGAAGGCGGCGUUGAACAGGUAGCUCCCAUCGGCGUCGGCGGCGAAAGCCGUCAAACAAUGAGCGUGGCGGGGUGUGGGGCAAGCAAGGGCCAGCCCUGCAAACACCAGAUUCCUUCGUGUUUGCGUAGGUAGGUGAGGGCGUGUUGAAGCUAGCGGCACCGUUGCUGAUCGAAAGCUGUGGUCUGAACAAUUAUUGAAAAGACUGUCGGCAGGUAGGUGCUUGUUUGUUUUUUCUUUCGGACCUUGGAGCUUGGGGGAUAACGCGUUAGUGGGCCGCGCUUUUUGUCUGUGUAGGUUCGCUCUAUUCCUAUAAUAGCUAGCUGCUGCUCAAGCUCCCUCGCUAAUUCCACGGGCCACAACGACCCACAACGUCCACCAAGGCGUGUAUCGCAAGCGUGGGUCUCAUGGUUGAACCUCAUAUAUCUACGUCUUUGCUACUUGAGGCCGUCGAUCGGUCGGCGGUUAUGCUGUGCAUCUGUUGUUCCUUUUGGUGGCCCAUCGUUUGGGCCGGACUCCGUUGGCUGUGAUGUUCUUGAGCUGCACUCGGCAGUGCCAAGUAUUUUAAGAGUGAAAUGAUAAGGUAUCCUUUCUUGUCAAAGUUGGUAUUAAGAAUGUCGGCCGUGUUAACUAAAUCAGUGACGAUUGUUUUUGUGUCGUGCGGGAUAAGCGUCAAGAUGUACCACAUGUGGCGUACGCAAACAACGACGUUGGCGUGGAAGCAUGCUGGAACACGAUUGCUCGAAAAGCCACAGCACCACCCGAAUGACAACAGUAUUCGAUUGUUGAGGGUUUCGAAUGCGUCGGAUGUUUGCAGGGAGGUUCUCGCCCCACCAGUUGCAGGAAUCUUGUAGAAUUCGAUGAGUAAUCCAAGUCCGAGCCAUGGCUUCCUGGUCUGCGGGCGCUUUCGUGCGCAUGUGUGUCUCUAGAGCUCAUGGUUUUGGAUUGAUUUUUGCGAUUACAGGUGCUUUUUUUGUUGUGUUGCGUUGUGGCGGUUGCCAUUCAUGUACCUGCGGUAUUCUCGACUGUUGGUCUUGCUAUUGGUCCAUAUGCGCGCACUAUAGGGUCACCGCAACAUGUUUCGUCGGGGGGGCUAUUUCCGGAACAACGGCACCAUCGGAGACUAUUUCUGCUCUACAUGGUAGCAAUGCUGAUGCUCGACAGUUUCGUCGAUCCCCAUGCCGUGGUGCAUACACUUGUAGGCUAUUAACACUGUAGACUAUGUGCUUUUAUCGUGGCAGUUGAUGCGUAACGCGAACCGAGGAGGAGGAGUGGUUGUUAUGGAAGGAAAAGAAGGAUGGUCUCUGUUGACCCGUCAUUUGCUGACUUGACAGCAAUCAGUGUUGCGUGUUUUUUUUGUUUUGUUUGCACGCGAGGAAGUGGAGAACGCACCAGACUUGAAUGUGAAGGCCUCGGCGACAGGAAGGAAGGAAGGAGGGAAGCCUUUGGUGUGACACUGGCUGACAUGACCUCUCUAGCGAGAGCUUUUUUAAGACUGACUCAAUAAGAGAUAAGAGUACCGUUGUCAGCCGAGCGUGUUUCUAGCCUUCUAGCCUAAGAUGUUCCUAUCAUCUUCAGAACAGUAACACCCAGUCCGGCCGAGGGGUGUAGAUGUGUAUGUGGACGGUCCGCGACAAGAUCGACGCUUUCGCGGCUCUCGCCACUAUCUCUCAAUUCGUGUAGAGUGUUCUUAGCCCGGCACUCACUCCUAAAUGAGACCAGUAGCCUUGACCUUCAGCGUAUUGGGUCAAUUGUGCCCAAUAAAAGGGUGCUUGCUUGCAACAAUAUUUUGGUAGCUCGUAACAUGGCACAUCUCAUCUCUCUUCUAUGACUCGCAAUCUCAGGCAGCAGCCCUUGUGUUUUGUUCAUGUACUAGGGCAUUGAAAGCCCUACCCGCCCACAGCAAUGGGCGGCGGAGCCCGACUGGCAAGGCAAAGGAGGGUAGGAGUGCAAUGUACGGAGAGGUAGAGAGAGAGGAGGGGCGGGGGGACACGAAGAGUGAAGUGCUGUGAGGUACGUAGGAGGGACUUGGCGUACUCAUCUUUAUUUAAUGUGUCGUCUUGUAUGACUUGGUAUGCCCAUGAGUUCGGACGCAAGGCUUGGCAUUGUCCCCGUCAGUCGUGUGGCGAACGCAUAGAUAGGUUCGUUUUCGUUUGCACGUUUUAGUUCAUGUGCCCUCUUGUAAAGCGUAGCGUUGUGGGUGCAGAAACAGAACAGUCCCGUUCAUAUUAUAUCGAGUUCUCCUCCUUUCGCUGCUAGAACAACGUCUGUCUUGCGUCCA